CCCCACCCUGGCAUGAUGCAGGUCCACUACGUGAUGUAUGAAGGCAUCAAGUUCCCCUCGGCCUACAACUCAGAGCACAGCUUGAGUUUCACCCACAAUGAGUUCCAGGUGCGGGACGAUGACAUCUUCAACGUCACCUACCCCAAGUCUGGCACCGUGUGGAUGACCGAGAUCCUGAGCCUCAUUCGCAGCCGUGGCUGUCCCGGCUGGAACCGAACUGUCCUCAAUUCUGACCGUGUCCCCUGGUUCUCAACCCGACUGGGUCUGGAGUCAGCCCUCAGCUACCUCCCACCUCGCCUGCUGACCUGCCACCUCCCCAGGCACAUCUUCCCCAAGUCCUUCUCCUCUUCCAGUGCCAAGGUUAUUUACACCCUACGGGAUCCUCGAGAUGUUGUCGUCUCCUCCUACUACUUCUCCAAGAUGUGCAACAGCUAUGAGGAUCCCACAUCCUUCGAGCAGUUCCUGAGGGACUUUCUGAAUGGAGAACUGCCCCAUGGUUCCUGGUUUGAACAUGUCCGAGGCUGGAUGGAGAUGAAGGACAAAGAGAAUUUCUUCUUCAUCACCUACGAAGAGCUGAAGCAGGACCUGCAUAGCAGCGUGAGACGUCUCUGCCGGUUCCUGGGGCAGGAUUUAGAUGAUGAUGCCAUCUCCUCAGUGGUGCAAAAUGCCUCCUUCAUGUCCAUGCGGGAGAACCCAAUGUGCAACUCCAUCCUGCUCCCCACAGACAUCAUGGACCAGACGAAAGGCCAGUUCCUGAGGAAGGGUAUCUGCGGGGACUGGGAGAACCACUUCACAGUGGCACAGAGUGAGACCUUCGACAGGAUCUACUGGGAGAGGAUGCAGGGCCUGAAUGUGACCUUUCCUUGGGACCAGCAUUAG
This is a messenger RNA of Antrostomus carolinensis (chuck-will's-widow), 879 nucleotides long. It is a transcript of the gene SULT2B1, whose product is annotated as sulfotransferase family 2B member 1. Gene Ontology annotation, molecular function: sulfotransferase activity. Lineage: Eukaryota; Metazoa; Chordata; Aves; Caprimulgiformes; Caprimulgidae. Bases 13 to 879 code for a protein of 288 amino acids. The record is from RefSeq and is a predicted model, not a curated record. The transcript is spliced from 6 exons.